This is a messenger RNA of Vittaforma corneae ATCC 50505, 1113 nucleotides long. RefSeq lists its product as uncharacterized. The record is from RefSeq and is a predicted model, not a curated record. The transcript has a single exon. NCBI's taxonomy places the organism in Eukaryota, Fungi, Microsporidia, Nosematidae. The coding region runs from base 1 to 1113 and encodes 370 amino acids.
AUGGUUUUUUUCUUGUACACUUUCAGCUCAGAUUACUUAAAGGAAAGGUUUAUAUCUAUGGAAAACUGUAGUCUUCUCUCAUCCAGUCUACCAAAAGCUAUGCCAAAGAUCUUCUUCACCAGGGAUCUGCACAAGGAUUGUGAGUGUGAAAUAUUAGUGGUUGAGACAUUAAAAAAAGAUAUACGUGCAUACAAGAGAACUCAAAAGCUGGCCAAGACUGUUCUGAUAACAGCCACGCCCUUUACAAGUCUAGAUGCGUUUCUUUCCCUGGGUAUCAAUUGCAAGUUAGUUUGUAUGAGUAAGGAAGAGGUGCUUUUUUCAACUGCAUCAUCGUUGUUACAAGAAGAAGAAACUGAAAUCCAGAGAUUUAGCAGGAACUUUGGUAUUGAAAAGAGUCAUGAGCUUGGUAUGUUCUCCAGCCUUCUGGAUGUUGGAAUGCUUAAGAAGAGGCUGUGGCUCAUAGGUUCAAUCAAGAAUACAUCAGAAGCUCGCAUAGAUGGUGAAUCUAACACACGCACAGGGAAUGCAGUUGAUAGUGACAGAUCAUCAUCGCCAUGCUCCCGAGAGCUUUCGUUUGGAUCUGAAGGGUCCAUUCAAUACGACUGUUGGCAGCUAAACAAUGAAUACUCUGACGGUUAUAAUGCUGCUCCCAGCUUUGGACACAGCAGGGCUGGCGGAAGUAAUGGAAGACAAACAGCACCAAUUCUAGGUAGUCAUGUUGUAAAUAAGAGACCCACAGCUUUUGCCUAUCGUUAUAUUUUUAAAUCGUCUACUGAUGAGCCAUCAGAGCAUCAGCCUAUUCGCAAUACGAGACCACGUGGGAUAUCUUCAAAAAAUAGAAGAAAAGUGAGUCUAAUGAAUAGACUACUGUGCAGUGAGGCCGAAAACACUGAUUCACACAUGCAAAUUAAUCAGCCGUUUUAUGGCAGGAAUGAUCAUAACUAUUUUUGUGUUUUCAAUGAUGACCACCUGUUUGGAAUCAGAGGAGUUGCUAUGAAUGGCAUAGCCAGUUCUAUUUUAAACAUCAGUGCAGCGCAUAAUUUACAGAAAAAAAGAAAAAGAAUGCAUCGAAGAGCCAGGCCAGAGUCAGAAUAUAGCGAUUAUUCAUUGUAG